GCGCGACGACAAUCAGCAACGCUAACUAUAACUAGCAAAUAUUUUUGAAAUAGCUAAAUGUAAUUUGCGAACGACAAAGUUACACUUUGUAACGUUAUUAGUCUAUGUGACUUAGUCUGUCGUGUUAAUUGUUGAAACGCUAAAUUUGCUGCCUUCUAUGGUAGAUAGCUACCUCCUUGCUAACUUUAGCUUCCUAAGCUAUUGUUGUUGAGUGGGAUAGCAAGCUAGCUAAGUUAGCUGGCUAUCCAAGUGGAGUCAGCCCAAAAUGACUUCCGCCUCUACAAAGGUGGGAGAGAUCUUCUCAGCCGCAGGAGCUGCCUUCACCAAGCUGGGUGAGCUUACCAUGCAGCUGCAUCCAGUAGCUGACUCUAGCCCUGCAGGAGCCAAAUGGACAGAGACAGAGAUCGAGAUGCUGCGUUCAGCUGUGCGGCGCUUCGGUGAUGAUCUGAACAGCAUCAGCUCUGUGAUUAAGGAGCGCACUGUAGCCCAGAUAAAGACAACAGUGAAGAGGAAACUGUAUGAGGACAGCAGGAUGCCCCUCUCCUCCGACUCCCCCAAAAAGACCACCAAGAAGACCACGGUCACCAUUGCAGCUGCACCAGCACCCGUGGCUCCCACAGUCAUCGCUGUGCCCACCUCACAGGUUGUCUUGACAACAGGGCUUCAGAGCCCCUCCCCUAUGCCCCCAGCCAUCAAGAAACAGAAAACAGCAGAUGUGACGCUCAGUGCUCUGAAUGACUUGGAUGUUAACAGUGACCUGGUGGACAUUGAGGGACUGGGAGAUGGAUCCAACACCAAGAAGCUCAACUUUGAUCAAGAGAGCCUCAACCUGGACUCCAGCCUCAUUAUGAACUCCAGUGACUUGCCCCUCCUGUCUCGCUGACCUCUAGCCCCACUGUACCCGUGGGUUGGAAACACUGGGUCCCUCUAUCACCAGAAAGCAGAUUACAGUUAGUAUCCUUGUUAUAGAGCUUUUUUGGACAGAUUUUAGCAGAUGCAUUUUAAUAUUUUUAUGAACAGCCCCGCCUCCCAAUCAAGUGCUUCCCUAUUCAGUCUGGGGCAUUUCUACAGAGGAACCCUUCCAUUUCACUCUGUGAAGAAAACCUAGUUUUUGUGUGUUUUGUAGCUUUUUUUAUUGUAAAAUGUUAUCAUUUAUUUGCACUGCUAAUUUUACAAGUACUGUAUUGUGGCUGAACAUGAAUGUCCAUAAUCUCCAGAGAAGUGAGGUGUUGCAGUGCAGGGGUGCGUUCAGUUUGAUUAUACGUUUGCUACGUUGCAGAACGGGUUGUACUGAACGACACGUUUCCCAAACACGUUCUUGAACAGACUGAGGUGAGUUUGGUGGGUGUGGCUUGAAGCAAUGAGUGAGUAUUUAAAGGGCAGCAGAGUGUUCCACAACCCAACCCCUCCCCGUUUUUUCAACUGGUUGUUCAGAACAGCACAGUUUCUGUUGAAUUGAGCGUUGCAGUAAGUAUUUUCUUGUACUGAAUGCAGCCGUCGGGCAUAUUCAUUAGGCCAAUUGUUGCAAUUUUUUAUUUUAUUUUUUUAAGCAAGCAAACAAAAUGAAACGGGAGGGACCUACCGGAAUCAGUCCAAUAGAAACUCUUAUUUUGCUCUGUUUACUUCCGUUUGGUUCUUAAAUGGUAAACGGUUUCCGUAAUGAAUACGCUCCUCAUGUCCAUCAUGUAAUGGAGUGAGUGUACAUGUUGUGUACCACGGGUUGAUAUAUUUAUAAAGACAAGAUAUACGCUAGCCAAGUAUUAUUUAAUUUUGUUCAAACAAUGGUUGUGCAUGACAUGAUUCCUUUUUAUGUUGUUGUUUAGUAAAAUGUUAAUCUAUUUUU
Molecule: messenger RNA, 1843 nt
Organism: Coregonus clupeaformis (lake whitefish)
Lineage: Eukaryota; Metazoa; Chordata; Actinopteri; Salmoniformes; Salmonidae
Product: chromatin complexes subunit BAP18
Exons: 6
Coding region: 266-883 (205 amino acids)
Cellular component (GO): NURF complex; MLL1 complex
Source: RefSeq, a predicted model, not a curated record